AUGGCAUGGGAGGAGGAGCUUGGUUUGCUGAUUGGAGAUGAGUCUCCUCGGCUCCUGACAUUUGCCAGCCAGCUAAAGGCGGGAAAAGGCCUGACCAUUGUUGGCACUGUUGUCCCCGGGAACUACCUGCAGAGCUAUGGAGAGGCGCUCGCUGCUGAGCAGACUCUGAAGCAGCUGAUGGAUAAGGAGCGCGUGAAGGGCUUCUGCCACUGCAUCGUGGUUUAAAAGCCACGUGAUGGGAUCAGCCACAUGAUCCAGUCGAGUGGCCUGGGAGGAAUGAAACCCAACACUGUGGUGAUGGGCUGGCCUCACGCUUGGAGGCAAAGCGAGGACCCACAGUCCUGGAAGACCUUCAUCAACACAGUGCGGGUGACCACAGCGGCCCACCUUGCGCUUCUGGUGCCCAAAAACAUCUCCCUGUUCCCUAGCAACUCCGAGCCCUGCACAGAGGGCUACAUCGAUGUGUGGUGGAUCGUCCAUGACGGCGGGAUGCUGAUGCUUCUGCCUUUCCUCCUGCGACAACACAAGGUGUGGCGCAAGUGUUCAAUGCGAAUCUUCACAGUGGCCCAGAUGGAGGAUAAUUCCAUCCAGAUGAAAAAGGAUUUGUUAACCUUCACCUCUCAGCUACACAUCGAUGCUGAGGUGGAAGUAGUGGAGAUG
Molecule: messenger RNA, 660 nt
Organism: Pelmatolapia mariae (spotted tilapia)
Lineage: Eukaryota; Metazoa; Chordata; Actinopteri; Cichliformes; Cichlidae
Product: solute carrier family 12 member 6
Exons: 5
Biological process (GO): potassium ion homeostasis; chemical synaptic transmission; cell volume homeostasis
Cellular component (GO): plasma membrane
Molecular function (GO): potassium:chloride symporter activity
Source: RefSeq, a predicted model, not a curated record